This is a messenger RNA of Uranotaenia lowii, 4179 nucleotides long. RefSeq names its product transmembrane protein 198. The record is from RefSeq and is a predicted model, not a curated record. Gene Ontology annotation, cellular component: plasma membrane. The transcript is spliced from 9 exons. NCBI's taxonomy places the organism in Eukaryota, Metazoa, Arthropoda, Insecta, Diptera, Culicidae. The coding region runs from base 1340 to 2443 and encodes 367 amino acids.
ACAACGAAGCAAAGAGGUGAGAACAGCAGUGUCCUGACGGCGGUGUGUUUCGAACACGGAAAAAGGCACGGCUCGGUUCGGGGAAAAUUCGGAAAAUCUUCUGCUAAACGGUUGAAAUCGAAGAAAAAAUCAUGUGAAACUUGGUUUUGUGGGCAUUAUUCGUUACCCUUCGAUGAUGUUUUCCUGAAAACUGAACGAUGGUUUCUAAGGCACUCCCAGAAAGUAACAUUUCGGACGGAAAAACUUGCGUUCUUUAUCACAGCUCAAUAUUUUCAAGUUUCGAGUGUUUCCGAUGAGAUUUCAAAUGCACAAUCCCAAAAAUCCCAAAAGUGAAAAAAUCUGUUCCGUCCAGCCAUAAGAAGUUCGCUAAUGAAAAUUGUGAAGUCUUAAGAAAAUCGUAAAACGAGUGAUUAAAGUAACAAGAAGACCAAUUCCCUGAAAAGAGAAGAGCUGCACUCGACCUUAUUUUAAAGAGCUUUUUGGGGCAAUGUGUUAAGUGAAGGAAAAAUCGUCAGCCAAUUUAAAUCAGAGGCCGUAACGAUGUGACGGAAAAGGCGACGACAAAUAGAGUGAAAAAAAGGGUCACAAACAUCCUUGACUCAGAUGUGAAGUGUGCUAAUUUUCAAUAUUUUCCUGACUCUCGCCAUUGUGUUUGAUACAAAGAGGAGAGGAUUGCCACUUGAGGUCAUUUCGAGUCGUAUGCGGAUUACAGGUGUAUGAAGUGAGGGGGACACGUGGGGGCUGGCAUGAAAAGCGCGUGAGGACGAUGCAGUGCUGUGGAUAACACAUCUCGAAAAAGCUGUCAAUCAGGCUAAACAGAACCCACCCUAACGGACUGCCGCCAGUGGGUGGGUGGGUUGGUGUUGUUGUGUAAAUGAUACGACGCAGUUCCCACUUUUAGGUUUGACAAUCUGCCGAUCUCUGUCCUUUCCAUGAUGAUACAAUAAUGUUAUUGCGAAGCAGCGCGGAGGGAAGCCAAAAGUUGCAUGUUUUCAUCGAUGCUGUUGCAUACUGAUAGGCGCAAACAAAGGACAUCGGAAGCCCCUGUGGGAUGAAGACCUGCUGGUGAAACGAGGAUUUCCAGACAAGAUGCACAACGAAACUGGUGCUCAAGUGCGAAAACGUGAUAAGACUGUCCUGGCAAGUAGUGCUGAAACGGAAAUGCUCAAUAAGCGCAUCGAUUAGUUUUAGCUUUUGAAGAUAAGUGAUCAAUGAAGUGAAAAUGGGUUCAACGAUCUCAAAAUCAAAAGGAAAAGGAUAGUUUUCGUGUGUGGUUGAGAGAGCAUAGUUAAAAACAUUGAAGAAAAAAAGUUCACCCCAUACGAAAAUAGUCGACAAGAUGCAUUACCGUCACGAGGAAAGCAGGCAUCUGAUGCGAAAUGCCACUGGCAUUAGCAGUGCUUCCGUCGUAGAGCACAAAUUUGACCACACCGUUGUCUGGCCGUUUCUGCUACAAAAUGCUAUGGAAGAUCCGCUCUGUACAGCGGCCACUCCGGCCAGCUCAACCGUUUCUGUACUGCUGUGGACUACGAUAGCAGUCUUCGGGAUUGUCUACACACUGCUGGGCUAUCGUUGUCUCCGAGCGAUCGGAUUCCUCACCGGGCUGGCCGCUGGAGCAGGUUGUAUAGUGCUCCUACAAAGCCAGAAUGUUACCGAGUUUGGAAACCUUGCUGCUCCAGCCUUGGCCGUCGUUGCCGGACUUUUCGGUGCAAUUCUGGGUUCGACCCAUCCAAUUUCGUCCACACUGAUCGGAGCUUCCGCUGGGGCGCUCGUAGCCGGAGCAACAAUUGCAGCCUGCAUUGCGACACUACCUCACUACAUUUUUGGAGAAAAUGAACUCUUUGUGUCUGUUGUUGGCGGAGCGAUCAUCUGUGCAAUUAUCACUCUAUUCUGUCCAAAGUUUAUGUCAAUCAUUGCUUCCAGCAUUCUGGGAUCGGCCAUGAUAUUGUGCUCCAUUGAUUUCUUCAUGCAUGGCCUGAACACAAUGGAUUGGAUUUUCAAGAUGAAACCAGAUCCGACGCCCCCUCCCUGUUGGGGUGGGGUGAUCCUAUGCUGUUGGCCCAUCGCAGCCGUAUUGGGUGUGCUGGUGCAGAGUUUUGUCACUGCUUGGAAAAUUGACCACCGAAGACAGAUGAUGCAUCGAAGACGCAGACACUAUGGUAAACCACGUCCCGGAUCCCGAUCCCGGGAAACACGUGAAGAAGCUCGUCAGCGCAAGUAUCGCUACUUGUACCAGGUUCGGACAGCACGGGGUGACAUCAUCUCACAGAAUUUUGUCUCCGCCUUGCAGAAGCAUAUAACCACCGAUUCCGGACCACCUUCGGAAGUGUCCACGAAGACUGGCUCCAACGAUCGGAACACGGCCCGCAGCGAUCGAACUCACAUGACCAAUCUACCCGAUUCGGACUUCGACAAGCGGGAUCUGAGCUACGAGAAACGUUGACAUUCGGCCAAAUAGCACUAUCGACACUUCCAGGAGCAAUUCUAUCCGCUUCCACCGCCACCCCCACCCGCCGAAUACUACACCGGAAGUGGGGGAAGCGAACGUAGUAACUACAACUACCAAUAUCAUCAUCAUCCACAACAAAAACAACACCAUCAUCAACAACCACAGCAUCCCUACCCGCCUCCACCACAGCAGUAUGUUCGUAACUGUUACUAAACUUAUGUGUUCUUUGAAAGAAAAACAUGGUGCAUCAACUGGAUUGGACCCAAUCUGCCUCCCGGUUUUUGUCUUGUUAGUUUUAAUUUUGCCCAAUGAAUAUUGUACAGUAGAUUAGUCCCAGGAAAAAUUUAUAUACAGUACGUACACAUUUUCUCCGACAUUAAUUCAAUCUUGAAGGGCAGCCAGCGGAAAGUGUGCAAUAAAAAAAUCAAAAUUGAAAGUUUGGUAACCUACUUAUAAAUAUGGCAAAGUAAGUGAAGUAAAGUCUCCUCUAAUGUAUAGUUCUGGUUUAGGCAAAUGGUCAGGUGUUUGUUUGUAAAGAGGUAUGACUAAAGUAAAAAUAUAAAACUACAUAUAGUGUAAGUUUUUGUAAUUCGCAAAAGUUGCGAUCGAAAGAGCUAUCCAACGUAACGUUCUAGGGACGGAAAAUUCUGUUACAGAAAUCCACGGAUGCAGGACUCAGAGAUGAAGCCUACACAGUUUGCAAAAUCUCAAUAAAAGUUGAUUAAAAAAUAUUUUAAAAGUAAAAAUGUAAAAUUAAUAUAAAAUAUUAAAUCAAACUACUCAAUAAAAGUGAAUCAAAUUCAACGCUAUAAUAAAAAGUACUCUACUAUAAGAUCUUAUUCGAUUUACACUCAUUUCAGACUGUCUGAAGAAAAGCGUCUUUAGUCUUAGUUCGAACUGCACAUACAAUGAAAAACCACUUUACAGUGAACAUUUCCCAAACCGUACUAUUGAAUUUAAAGUAAAGAUAAAUAAAGCAUAAAAGGAAUAUUGCAGCAGCAUACAACUAACAGGAAGGAAAGUCGAGGAAGUCGAGGAACAAAAUCAAGCGAACGGAAAUGCUACGAAUGUGAUUCAACUUUUUUUUAUAUCUCAACAAAACUGCUAGUAGACAGAAUAGCGUUUAGUGAAAGAAUAGAUCAGAAAUGGUGUUAUUUUUCCAUGGAAAUCAAAGUUCAAAUGAAUACAACAAAGGAAACAGAUAGUUGCCAGACAGAAGUCAAAGUAAAGGUUGUUUAGUUUAGUGUAUUUAUAAAAUCAAAACGGAAACAAGCUACAAUUAUAGACUCGUUUUUCUAUUGCCAGUUGUCCAUGCGUUCGAAGUGCAAAAUGUAACUAAACAAUAUCAGUUAGAUGAAACAGCCAAAUUUGAUAGUUAAAAUCGUUAGUUGGUCGGUUGGUGCAAUAGCUUUUUCUAAGUUGAUGGAAUUUUGAAUGAUAUUAUUGAUAAUUUUUUAACCAAAUAAAGCCACGGUCAGACAAAUAACAGAGAUUGAGUAGAAAAUAAUAGGAUGAUGAUAAGAUUGAGCACGAGACAAGUGAGAAGGUUUGUGAUGGAGUGAAUUUGUAUAGCAAAAAAAACCAACAACAACAAAAAAAAAACGAAUCAAGAUGGGACUCAGAGAGUAAAACUACAACAAAGAAGGUAUAAAUAAAAUAAAGUUUAAACUAAAUGUGUUAGGCUAAAUGAAAGCUCAAAAUAUAUAUGCCAUAUUUUGGAAUUACUGGAA